AUGGUAAAAACAAAUACAAAUAAAUUAACAGACGACCAAAUUUCAGAAAUUAAAGAAUCAUUUGAUAUGUUUAAAUCAGAUAAUGGUAAAUUGGACAAUGAUCAAAUAAAAUACGCAUUUAAGGCAUUAGGUUGUGAAAUAACAGAAGAAACUUUAGAAUUAAUAAAGAAAAAAGGUCAAAAAUCAAUAUCAUUUAAUUCUUUUUUUGAAUUGGUUUCCCCAUAUAUACCCAAAAGAGAUAGUAUGUCAACAUUAGAACAAGCAUUUAAAUUAUUUGUUAAAGAUGGAUCUGGAAUUACAUUUAAAGAUUUAAAAAAGGUUGCAAUUAACAUUGGUGAAGAAUGUUCAGAUAGUGACUUGUAUGAUAUGAUAGAAUUUGCUGACACUGAUGGCGAUGGUGUAAUAAAUAAAUCAGAAUUCAUAUCAUUAAUGACAACUAAAAAGGUUUUAUAA
Dictyostelium discoideum AX4 is the source of this 453-nucleotide messenger RNA. RefSeq lists its product as hypothetical. Bases 1 to 453 code for a protein of 150 amino acids. The record is from RefSeq and is a predicted model, not a curated record. The transcript is spliced from 2 exons. Gene Ontology annotation, cellular component: centrosome; nucleus. NCBI's taxonomy places the organism in Eukaryota, Evosea, Eumycetozoa, Dictyosteliales, Dictyosteliaceae. Gene Ontology annotation, molecular function: calcium ion binding.